Molecule: messenger RNA, 2331 nt
Organism: Leptinotarsa decemlineata (Colorado potato beetle)
Lineage: Eukaryota; Metazoa; Arthropoda; Insecta; Coleoptera; Chrysomelidae
Source: RefSeq, a predicted model, not a curated record
UAAUGUUAUCCGGAUUUGAUACUGAAGAGGCGAUAAGGCAAGUGUCUUACGCCGAAACAUCGGACAUUUACAGUGUCCCAUGUAAAGGCGGAUUUAGAUCAGACGAGCGAAUGUUCAUUCUAUCCCCACUCUCUUAAAUUUGUUUAGUGCAAACAGACCGAGAGCAUUCUUUCGUUGUUCUAUGGAAUAUUCUAAGAAUGCUCGCUCGUUUGAUGAGCGUGCGACCAGUUGCUUAGAGCGUUCUUGGGUGUUCGGACUUGCUUGCUCCCCGGAGCGGUCUCUUCAAAGCGUUCUUGUGUUCUAGUGGUUUGAAUACAUACUUAUCGAUUUGAUUAUGGAUUGGUCUCAAGAAAAAUGUCUAUUAAUGAUAGAAGCCUACAAAAUUCCAGAUGUCUGUGGGAUCCGACUUUUGAACACUAUAAAAAUACAACUCGCAAACAAGAUUCUUGAGAGGAAAUUGCAAAUCUACUAGAAUGUAAUGUUGAAGAAGCAAAGAAAAAGAUGGACUCGCUUCUUGCAUCUUACCGCCGAGAAAGGCAAAAAACAAUGACUACGAAAUCAGGUAGCGGUGCCGACAGCGUUUAUAAUUCCAAAUGGUUUGCAUAUAAAAAACAUGCACUUUUUGAUGGAUAAAUAUAAACCAAGGAAAACACUAGAUUUCGACAUGAAUCAAAAUAAAAUCAUAGUAAGUAGGUUCUCAUUUAUGUUUAUUUAUUAUUUAAUAAGUACAUAUAAAACCAUUUCGGAAAAUGUGUCAGUAGAAAUUAAUUAUGCAAUAUUGUUUUGCCAUGGCAAAAUAUUCGUGAAAUUAAAAUAGUCUGAAAAUUCAUAUCGAAUAUUUUCACAUAGUAAAGUAUGUCUUCGUCCAAUGUUGGAUAAUGGGAGAAAUGAUGAUAAAGCCUCCAUAUUUCUCCAUUGACCGGGAGUAAUGACGCCAUCUUCAAUUCUGUCCAUAAUGCCCGGUGAAUUGUAUAGCUUUCUUGAAGCUUUCCUUUUCAUUAAAUAGUUAUGUAGGUACACGCAGGUCAUAAUGACGAGAGAAGCUUUAUCUGGUUAUAGUAGCAAGGGUUUUUGCAAUACACGAAAAACUGCUGAAAGUAUGCCAAACGCAUUUUCUACUGUUCUUCUUGCUCUUGAUAAACGAUAAUUGUAAAUUCGUUUUUCAGAUCCCCUGGCAUCAGUACCAGGAUAUGGCUUCAUGAUGUGUCUUUGCAAUGGGAAUGCGUCAUCUGCUACAAAUACAAAUGGCACAUUCUGUUGUCUUUCUGGAAGGCUUUGAUCAUCAGGCAAAUUCAGUUCACUUUUUGUAGUUUCUGAUAGAAAGUAGUGUUUCUGAAAACUCCGUCAUCUGAUAUUCUUCCCUGACAACCAACAUUGGCGAAUAUAAAAUUAUAGUUAGCGUCUACAAUGGCCAUUAAUACCACACUAAAUGUAGAUUUAUAAUUAAAAAAGUUGCUUUCGCUCUUAAUAGGUGCUUGUAUGAUGCAGUGCUUCCCAUCUAUAGCACCGACACAGUUGGGGAAAUUCCACUUCUCACUAAAUUCCUGAGCAAUUGAUAGCCAUGCAUCUUCUGUUGACGGGGUCUGAAAUUAAUAAAAACUACUUUAGGGUUCAUGAACAGGAGAAUGAGCGAAAUGAACAAGGAGCUACAGCGCUGGGCCCUAAUGGAGGUACACAAUCAGACUCGACAACACAUCCGCAACCGGCAGCUUCAGUAGGAGCAGGCAACACGAAAACACAAUCGCAACCAUCAACUUCCUUGGGAUCUGGUCACACGACAAUACCACCAAAAAAAUCCAAACCUGAGGACCCUCGAGUAGUCGAAGCCUAUCGUAUUUUAAAAGAUACAUAUGAAUCAAAGAUAAGGGACAAGAGUCAAGCUUUUGGAAAUCAUGUAGCUUCAAAACAUCGUGAAUAUUCAAACCAGACAAAAGCAUACGUUGAACAUUAUAUAAAUAACAUACUGUUCGAAGCUGAUUUGGGGAAAUUUGAGUUUAGGUCAAGUUCAGCAUCAACACCCAUGUCUUCAUAUUCGGACAGUUCACAAAACACACAACUGCAUUCUGUAAUAACAGAUCAAUCACAAGCCAACGAAAUAACAGUAUUGGACAACAGUUCACAAAGUACUAUAAACACAGGCCAACAAUUACACAUCCCGGAUGAUCCCCUAAGUGAAUAAACUACAGGGUCUUUAGUGUAUUACCUUGACAAUUUCAAGUAACGUUUCUUUUCUAAUAUCUUUUUGUGUUUUCAGAAAAUAUUACUGAGUACUUAAGUUACUAAAUUGUUUAUUUUUUCAAUACAAGUCUUAAAAUUAAUGCGUAUAACUUU